GUUUUGAAAUAUCGCAGAAAAUUCAAUAUGGACGAUGAAUAACCACAAAAGCGUUGCGUAGUGUUCAUUAUUUGCGCUUUAUUCCGUUUUGUAUUUUAUUCAUUGCUUUUUUUCAUUAAGUAUUAAAAAGUCAUAUUGAUCUUGCAAUAUGUGGCAUGAAGCUCGAAGGCAAGAGCGGUUAAUCCGCGGACUUAUAGUUGAUUAUCGUCGCAGAGCUGAGCGUCGAAAAGAUUUUUAUGAGAAGAUUAAAGCAGACCCGACACAGUUUCUGCAGCUACAUGGUAGGCCUUGCAAAAUACAUCUAGAUCCAGCUGUGGCAGCUGCUGGUGAAGGUCCAGCUAUUAUGAUGCCAUGGCAAGGUGAUUCAAAUAAUAUGAUAGAUAGAUUUGAUGUGCGGGCACAUCUUGAUUAUAUACCAGAUAUUAAAACACCUGACAUCAAACCUGAGGAUCUCGGCCAAGAAGAGAGACAAUGUAACUAUGAGAGAUACAGAAUACUUGCACAAAACACUUUUCUUGGUAUAAGUGAAGAUAAGUUUCUCCAACAACUAGCCAUUGAAGAGCAGUUUGGCAUAACCAUAGAAGAAAAGGAGAUGCAAAAAGAAAAACUAAACGAGAAAAAGGGGACAGGUGUUGCCAUUGGAUACAAUUAUAAUGAUCCAGGGGCACAACCAUCUUCCUCUAAUGGCCCUGAUGAUAGCAAAGCAGAAAGCAAGGAUUCUGAUGAUGAAUCUGACUUGGAGAUCAUUGAUGUUGAUCUUAGCAUUGAUGUUAACAAGAUGGAGGCAUCUCAGGCUCACGAGUUGAAUGCAGUGGGGCCACAGUUUGGCAUGACGGGAUGCGAUCUGUUCUCGUUCUUAACUGGAGAUGCAGACGAUGCUGAACAUCAGAAACAGUUAUUGCGAGAAGAGAAAGAGAAAGCUUUGUUCUCGGGAAGAAAGAGUCGGAGGGAGAGACGCGCGCAUCGCGACAAAAGGCUGCCAACCAUACCAACAAGUCCACCAAGUUAUGCAGCUCCAAGUGUUAAAACUCACAAUGAAACGCAAUCGCCGGGGAGAUCAGUCUCUCGUUCACCAUCUCCUGAAGUCGAGAAUAUAGAGUUUAUCACCUCUUUCGGCCCUGAGGAUGAGGAAAGGCCUCCACCACUUCCAAAACCGCUAUAUUCGGAGAAACUGAAGAAAAAUUUAAAGAAAAAUCUGCUGUAUUCAGAAGUCGUACGCAAGGGUAAAUCAAGGUCAAGGUCACAGGAUAGCGACGUUCGAAUGGGACCACGGCAGCGGGAAUCGAGCUCAAGGUCCCGUUCCAUUUCACGGUCACGCUCCAAGUCGAGGUCGAAGUCGAAGUCACGGUCGCACACCUCACGGUCACGGUCACGGUCGAGAUCCCGGUCCAAAUCUUCGUCCUAUCGCCGUUCCCGUUCGAGGUCAAAGCCGCGUAGCUAUAGACUACGCUCAAGGAGCAAUUCAAAUUACGGUUCUGGCUAUGCAAAACGUAACAGGUCGAGAUCGAUGUCAUUUGAAAGCGGCGAAAAGAGUAAGCAAAAGGCAGUCCCGCGGUACUACGGUCGACGUAAAGAAGACAAGUCUUCCAGCGAGCUAUCCCUUGACUCCGAGUCCAGCGAAACUGAAAAUGUCAAGUACAAAUCGUCGGUUGGCACUAAAUCAAAGACAAACCAGAAUCAGUUACGAUUAACUGGAUCCAGCUCCAAAGGAUCUACGCGUGAAGGUCUCACUAUGAAGGAACGACUCAAAAGGAAAAUGCAAGCUCAGCUUGCAAGGCAAUUGCGCGCAGACAAGCGUGCGGAAGCGGAGCGCAUGGAGCGGGAGGUGCGCCGGCAAGCGCGCCGCGACGAAGAGAUGCGAGAACUAGCUAUUAAAUUGCGUCGCAGACAACGUGAAAUGCGGCAUCAGCAGAAUCGCAGGUCUAGCGACAGUGAGUCAGAUUCAAGCAAAAGUGCCUCUUCUUCUAGAAAUUCACCACCAAAGCGACGUCAAGAGCGCAGCAAAUCUCGCAGUAGAUCGCCAGAGAAGAGAAUACAGGUUUGGGAGUCGGACGAGCUUUCCCCCUACCGGCAGAAGUACCAAGAGAUCGAUCCGGCCAAAAGGAGAUAUCAAGAGAAUGAUGAACGUGAAGACAAUUAUAGAUAUAGAAGAGAAAGAUACAGUAGUAACAGUAGACCGCGUAGAGGUUCAUACAGAGGAGGAAGACAAGACGAAGGACGGAGAGACGAGGAAGCGGAGGGAUCUAGUCGAAAAGUCAAAUUGGUGGAUUAUUAGUAUUAGUACUGACUUGAGCCAAUACACGAGCGGGAUAAACCGGGAUAUUAAUUUAUGAGGAUGAGAAUAGUCAGGAUAAGCCACGCAAUAUAAUACUUAUGUUUACUUAAAGUGUAAAAACAAUACAGUUCAAAAUUUGUUCAUACUAGAACAGCUCGCCUAUAUAUAACAUAAGUCUUCAUAACAAGUUGCACUUUUAUGUAGACAUAUACGAGUAAUGUAAAAUUUGAUUGGGGUUCAUAUAUUUAAAUAUUCAUACACAAUGCCUUAAUCCAUUUUAGUAAAUCAAUAAUUGACUAAAUAACAGAGAACGUUACAGAACUAUUUACAGGUGAUAAGAAAUACUUUCUUUAAUAAGAUUGAAUUUGUUAUUUUCAAAUUGUAUUAUUUAAUCUGAAUCGUUUAUUAUCCAUAUCUUUACUUACGUUAAAUUAAAGUCCAAAAAAAUACACUAAACAACUCUUAAUGCGAUGCUACCAAUUCAUGUUAUUUAUAUAUUAGUAUCUAUCAUAUUUCGAAGAUGAUAAAAUUCCAAAUUUAAUAUCCAGAACGCUUCCUCUCCAAGACUUCAAUAAUGAAUAAGCAUUAAGCAGCUAUUUUGAAUAGUACUCUGUAUUAUAAUGCAAAAAAGGGCUUUAAGCCUGAAGUAUGGUAACAAAUGUGUAUGUUUAAGGAUUGUUUUCAAACUUCAUAAUUUCAUAUUUUAUUAAGAGUGCGUAUUAUUACGAUGUAUGGUUCUUAUUAAAAGUUGUAUAGAAAGUUUGCACUGAAAUUAAUUAAAGAAAAAUUUGUGGAUUUUCAUCAAAAAGCAACUUUAUAACAAUUCAUAAGAAUGUGAUUCUAUUACAUUCCGCCCAAAUAUUCGUUUAAGACGCACUCGUAACAAUAACUUAUAAAACAGUUUAACACGUUGUGUCAGUGAGUAAAUAGUUUAGAAUAAUUGUCCAUUCAUUUUAGCCAUUUUAAACCAUAAUGUUGACGAAAAAUUCACAUAUAGUGAGUUGAACUUUUAACACACCUUUAUUAUUGCGUUAUUAUAAAAAUGUGAAAAAUCUACAUCCGUAAAGUGCCGACUAAAAAUUAUAUAUUGAAGUUAUUAAAAUGAUACUGACAUAUGAUUAUUAUAAUUUUAUAUAGUUUAAUACGUAUGUGAGUGCAUUCUAGUCGCUUUCUCAAUGCUCUACUCUGAAAACAGUAAAAGAAAAAUGCAACAGACAAUUUCUCGCAUCACGAGAAUAUUUGCGGAAAAAUUAUUUUCAAGACUUGAACUUUUAACCUAUUUAGCCAGCACAUUAUCAAUGACGAUUUUUACACAUAUUAUAAGGCCGCGAAGUAAUGAAGGUGUAGAUAUAUAUUCAGCUUUCUAGGAAUUUUUCUGCAGAUAAUACCUGAACUGGCUGGAUUAUAAGGCAAUAAAACAUUUAUUAUAAAAA
Molecule: messenger RNA, 3708 nt
Organism: Zerene cesonia (dogface butterfly)
Lineage: Eukaryota; Metazoa; Arthropoda; Insecta; Lepidoptera; Pieridae
Product: CLK4-associating serine/arginine rich protein
Exons: 16
Coding region: 149-2275 (708 amino acids)
Source: RefSeq, a predicted model, not a curated record